CGCCGCGUUGGGUUGAUUCCGUGCCCCCCGAGAUGCGUGCUUCCCUUGUCGGCAUGCCUGGAGCAUUAGGUCCGCGCCGCAUGCUUGCCGCCUUGUGCCUUGAUUCGGUCCUCGUGCCGUCGUCGAUGCGUGCUGCUGCUCUAUUUGUUUUUUCCCGAGCUCCGAUUUUCUGUUGGGAUGCCGGUCGGAAUUUGGUGGGAUUCGGAGCAGAGGAGGGAGGCCCUCUGCUCUUCCAUGCUUUUGCUUCGGAUGAGGAGGGGAUAUUGUUAGGUGGAGCUACGGAGUUUGGAUUCCUCACGCCUUUUUGGAGGUAGAAGAAUCUCGCGACGUGUCGGAAUUGCGUGUUUUGGGGCUGCUAUCCACAACCGUGGCAGUACUAAUAUUUCUUGCGACGAGUAGGGGGCUUUUCUGCUUCUUUCUUCCUUCACGGCCACUUCUGCUGUGAAAACUUCAAAAUUGCAGGUUUAAUGGCGACUGUUCAACCCUAAAAUUUCGUUAGGGAAAGGGGCAGCUUUUGGUUAGUUAUCACUACCGGUAUGUCUGUAGCUAGCGUUCUUGUUGAUAAAGCUGGUUCCGAUUGUAGCCUGGACACUUUGAUUUCCCACCGCUCUAGGUUCAGCUGUUGCUAUCUUGCACAAUCUUGCCAACCUCGCGCUUCAUUAUUUGUGACUGUUGUUGUCCUUAUCCUUUUGGAUUCGUGCUUGUAGCUCUGGCGCUAGUUCUUCAUUGGUUCGUUGCUAAGUACAGUAGUAGUUUACUAGUUUUACACGGUUGUGGUCAGUCUCUGAUGACCUUUUCAUGCAACCUUUUAUGUCUGUAGCAUAACUUGUUGUGAAAAAGGGAAUGUUCGGCGACUGCUUUGGGAGGUUAUAUCCUUUUGGCAAGCAGGCUUUGGUUAUUGCCGUGCAGGCAUGUGUUUGUUCCUGCUUUAGGGAUUAGACUUUAUAGAGUAUGCAUGUGUGUGCCUGAAUUUUAAAUAGUUGCCUCAAGUAGCUGUGCUAGGUCGUCAGUUUGUGUCGAGGGGUGGAAGUGCUCUGGUGCUGUAGUAAGUUACCUUGUUCUUGCCGUUUUUAAUGGCGUGAUCUGAUGGUAACACCCUUUUGUCAUCAGCAAGUGAGAAGUUGGGUAUCUGUGCUCACACAUGAGCUUUUCAAUCCAGGUUUUUUCCUCAUACGCCUGUCCUCGAAUGCAAAAUUUUCUAAUUCAGUAAUUUAGUCUGUUGCCUCUGAACCAGAACGAACAGCAUGCUCGUCUUCUGUUCCGUGCAUCAACUAGUUGCAGGACAGUAGACCUGAUUUUUAGCCCACCUCAAAGGCAGUUAUGGCCAUGUCAAGGCUCAAGUGUGCGCUUCGGGGGUUUGAUUUCAGGGUAAUUCUGGCUCUCUUGAUUGGUGUGCCACUGGUAAUGUUAAUGAUAUAUGCGCAUGGUCAGAAGGUCACAUACUUCCUCCGGCCAAUCUGGGAAUCUCCUCCGGAGCCCUUCAAGAUAAUCCCUCACUACUACAAUGAGAAUGUCACUAUGGAGAACCUCUGCAAGCUACAUGGGUGGAAAGUCAGGGAGACCCCACGCCGUGUUUUCGAUGCUGUCCUCUUCAGCAAUGAGCUUGAUAUCCUUGAACUCCGUUGGAAUGAACUGAGCCCCUAUGUGUCAGAGUUCAUCCUGCUCGAGUCCAACUCAACUUUCACUGGUGUGAUAAAGCCCCUCUACUUCAAGGAAAACCGCGAUCGAUUUAGAUUUGCUGAAUCGCGGCUGACCUAUGGCACAUAUGGGGGAAGAUUCAUGAAGGGGGAAAAUCCAUUUGUUGAGGAGUCAUUUCAGAGGGUUGCCCUGGACCAGCUCAUUAGGAUUGCAAGAAUUGAAGAUGACGACAUAUUGAUCAUGUCAGAUGUUGAUGAAAUCCCAAGUGGCCACACCAUCAAUCUCUUGAGAUGGUGUGACGACACUCCUAAGAUACUCCAUCUUCAGCUCAGGAAUUAUCUGUACUCAUUUGAGUUUUUUCUGGAUGACAAGAGUUGGAGGGCGUCAAUUCACAGGUAUGUGUCUGGGAAGACAAGAUAUGCUCAUUUUCGGCAGACAGAUGAGCUUCUUGCCGAUUCAGGGUGGCACUGCAGUUUUUGUUUCCGGCACAUCAGUGAUUUUGCCUUCAAGAUGAAAGCUUAUAGCCAUGUGGAUAGGAUUAGAUUCAAGUACUUCCUGAACCCUGAGAGGAUUCAAGAUGUCAUUUGCAGAGGGGCGGAUCUUUUUGACAUGCUUCCUGAAGAGUAUACGUUCCAAGAAAUCAUUGCGAAGUUGGGCAACAUUCCAAGCACAUUCUCUGCUGUUCAUCUUCCUAGUUAUCUGCUUCAGAAUGUUGACCGGUACCGGUAUCUUCUCCCCGGGAACUGCAGGAGAGAAAGUGGCUAGGUUCUGUGGUUUACUUUGCAAGCUGUUGUGCAUGGGUGGCACUGCCUAAGCUGCUUGAGAGUGGUUGGCUGUUGCAAUUGCAUCUGAUAUGAUUGGCUAAGUUGGACGGUUGCUUGGGCUAGUGGUCAUGGACAAGUUCAUGAUUUUGUGCCGUGUAAUGCAACAUUGGAGGAUAUGACAGCAUAGCGCAUGCUUGAUCGUUACCUUCCCAGAAGAGCUCAACGGUGUAUGCUUACCACCAGAAGUCAUUGCCAUUCAUAUUUCCUCCCUGAUUGAUGUGUAAACUCAGAGCUGUAAUGGAGAAAUGAACACUAUGUGAGAUUUCAGAUUUAUAUGCUGUACAAGUGGCCUUACCCUGCAGAUAAUUACC
Messenger RNA from Triticum aestivum (bread wheat), 2773 nucleotides. RefSeq names its product beta-1,4-mannosyl-glycoprotein 4-beta-N-acetylglucosaminyltransferase. The transcript is spliced from 2 exons. Gene Ontology annotation, biological process: N-acetylglucosamine metabolic process. Gene Ontology annotation, cellular component: membrane. Bases 1321 to 2403 code for a protein of 360 amino acids. NCBI's taxonomy places the organism in Eukaryota, Viridiplantae, Streptophyta, Magnoliopsida, Poales, Poaceae. The record is from RefSeq and is a predicted model, not a curated record. Gene Ontology annotation, molecular function: beta-1,4-mannosylglycoprotein 4-beta-N-acetylglucosaminyltransferase activity.